AUGCCUCGCCCAGGCCGGAACACUUACAGCGACCAGAAACCACCCUACUCCUACAUCUCGCUGACGGCUAUGGCUAUCCAGAGCUCCCCGGAGAAGAUGUUACCACUCAGCGAGAUCUACAAGUUUAUCAUGGACCGCUUCCCUUAUUACCGGGAGAACACCCAGAGAUGGCAAAACUCUCUGCGCCACAACCUCUCCUUCAACGACUGCUUCAUUAAGAUCCCCCGGAGGCCCGACCAACCGGGCAAAGGCAGUUUCUGGGCCUUGCACCCGAACUGUGGCGACAUGUUCGAGAACGGCAGUUUCCUAAGGCGCCGCAAACGCUUCAAGGUUCUGAAGGCGGACCAUUUGGCUGUGGGUAAGCAACCAGACGCUGCUCACUACCUCCAGCAUCAAGCCAAGCUCCGGCUCAGCGCCUUGGCCGUCUCCGCCAGUCCCCUGGCCCAACUACCCGCGUACGGCAUGGCAGGAUCCCAGGGCAGCAGCUUCAAGCACCCAUUCGCCAUCGAGAACAUUAUCGCCCGGGAAUACAAGAACGUGAUGGCCAGCGGUCUGGCGUUCUCCGCCGUCCAGCCUCUGACCCCCGGUUACCCCAUGCCCCUCACCUCGGUAGGGGGAAGCCUAGGCACCGGUUGGCACCAUAUGUACAGCGCCAGUGUGAUGGACACAGCCGCCCCUGCGCCCCCACCUCCUCCCCCUCCACCACCCCCACCACCUCCCCCUCACCCCCCUCUCUCUGUCCCCGGGGGAUCCGCCGAUUAUAGCCCCUACGGCGUGCCCCUCAAGCCCAUGCCUCACGUCGGUCAGACCCUGCCGGCUAUCCCGGUGCCCAUCAAAGCCAGCCCGGGAGCCGUGAACGCUCUGUCCGGUCCCAUCUCGGCUCUCCUGUCCGGGGGCACGGUGGCGGCGGCUCUCAGCCCCGGAUCCCCGCAGCUAAGCAGCGGCCAUCGGAGCCCGAGCCCCGGGGAGGCACUCAGCGGCCCUGGGGCGGCUCUGCAGUCGGUGGCCGUGCACUGA
Molecule: messenger RNA, 1017 nt
Organism: Rhincodon typus (whale shark)
Lineage: Eukaryota; Metazoa; Chordata; Chondrichthyes; Orectolobiformes; Rhincodontidae
Gene: foxb1a
Product: forkhead box B1a
Exons: 1
Coding region: 1-1017 (338 amino acids)
Biological process (GO): regulation of transcription by RNA polymerase II; cell differentiation; anatomical structure morphogenesis
Molecular function (GO): RNA polymerase II cis-regulatory region sequence-specific DNA binding; DNA-binding transcription factor activity, RNA polymerase II-specific
Source: RefSeq, a predicted model, not a curated record